AUGGUCGGACGACGACGACGUAGAACGUCCGAUUCGACAACGGGCACUCUCGACUACGAUGGCCGAGCCUUCGCCAAGGAGCUGAGCGUACUCAAGGUACAUGAACCCGAACUAGACUCUCGUGAGGAAACCGAGAUGCUGCAGACCUUCGUUCUGGAAGACGCCACAAUUUGCGACAAGACAGGCCGCCUCGUCGAGCUGUUUACUGUCAAUACCCAAGGCCCAUUUACCGUUCGUGGUCGGGUGAUUAUCGACGACACACAGAAGUCAAGAGCCGUCAAACCCUCUACGAAAACAGCCCUGAUCGAAACCCGCGAUUGCACUCGCUACGCCAUCGGUGUUAGCAACAACGGCUACGGCGCCUGGGCUGGGGGCCAAGCAGGCUGGUACGAGAUAAGGCCUCCGUCAGCAGCCUACAAGGAAAUCUUUGACCAUACGAUUGAGGGUGUCUCAAUAUACUACACUAUCCUGGGAAUCAUCGAAGAGCACGUUGAGGCCCAGGAGGCGAAGCAAGGAAAGAAGAGAUCAAAGAAGGCAAAGAGAAUGGCCGCUCACGACCAACUAAGCAUUCAAACGCUGCUUUUCAAGUAUGCUGUCGCUAUGGGAGAUGGCGCUACUUACGAUGAGGUGGUUGAGCGCUGUGACGACCACGCACACUUUCUCUUGUCUCACUUUUAUGAAGACGCCGAGAUCGACUGGUCUCCAACAGUGUUCUUCAAGUGGAUGACCAAUAGACACCCAGACAUCCACGCAAAAGUACUAGAACUGAGGAAGAAGAAGUUGGGAGGUGCCAAACCCAAUUCCCUGUUGCCUGAAGAGACCGAGGCCGUGGCCCUGCCAGUCGCUUCCGAUGAGCCUCCUGCGCAGAAAGCCCUUUCAAAACGGAGACAGAGGAACACGUCAGAAAGCAACGGUAGCACUCCAUGGAUCGACUCACACGACUUUGCUACCUCACAACGAGACACAAGAUCGAGAUCGAGAGGAAAGACGAAGACACAGUCGCGAAGCCCUCCUCCUGUUGUCGAGCCACAAGUGGAAACAAUGGACGUGGACGACAUUCCAGAGGACCCACCCCAGACGGAGCUUGUUGAAGUGGCUCACGACCGCUCCAACGUAGAAGCCCUCAUUGAAGGUAUCGACGAAAUCAAGUCAGAACUUGGCCCGUUGAACGCAGUAGCAUUCCCGAAAGUUUCGUCCAAGCUUUACUACAAGUAUAAGAUUAAGGUCUACUUGGGAGCAUCCGACAUUCUCAAAUACUACGCAAAGGAGCUGACCGAACGCCUGAACGAGCACGAGUGGGCUGGUUCUGGGUUCUGGAGCACACUCAAGGAGGCUGCGCAGGGCCCUCGUAUCACCCUUGAGCACGUCAAACUUGAACAGAUCCCCGACAGUCUCGUCCGACGUAAGGCCACAGCAACCACAGUGCCGAGAAACCGUAGUCAGGCACUCAGUGGCCAAGGCGAGGCUCAGAAAGCCGCAGCCGUUGCAACUCCCCCACCUAGACGGGUUGGCCGCCCAGCAGGAAAGAUGUCGGGUCUUCGCCUGGCUGGUACCGGUGGUAAGCGACGCUUCGACCCGGAUGAGACCCCCGAGUCUGUCUCACGAAAAGCGGCGAAGAGAUCGCAUGACUACGACUCCGAUGAAGACGAGGCCAUGGAUGACGCUAGCAGCUCUGAAGAUGACGAUUCCUCUGUCGACUCCGCAGGCUUGCCCGCAGCUUUCAAGGCAGUCGUCCGAGCUGAGAACAUCCCGACUACCAUUCCAAAGGGGCCCAAUGGCACCUGGGUUUGUGAUGAGGACGACUGCGACUUUGUCGAGCGCAAUCCCGAAUCCGAGGACGGCCGUGAGAGAAUUCACGAACACAUGCAGGACGUUCACUAUCAGGAGAACGAGAACCAGGUUGAGCGCAUCAGCCUCGCAGUAACUGAAGGUGGCAAGAACCGCCUCCCCAUAGAGUAUUCCUCCCCGCCCCCAUCUCCUGAUUUCAGAUAUACGCGUCUUUUAGAUGUUCAGGGUGAAGUCUCCCCUUUCUGGGAGUUGGAUUCUAGUGGAUCAACUCCCAGCGGGACUACACUUUCGUCUCAGGUCAUCUCCGACGCUGCUUUAGAGUACAAGAAGGAAAUUCUGCCCGGCACAUUGAGCUCCGUCACCCGCAGUCUUGAUCAACGCUCUUGA
Molecule: messenger RNA, 2175 nt
Organism: Colletotrichum spaethianum
Lineage: Eukaryota; Fungi; Ascomycota; Sordariomycetes; Glomerellales; Glomerellaceae
Exons: 4
Coding region: 1-2175 (724 amino acids)
Source: RefSeq, a predicted model, not a curated record